Molecule: messenger RNA, 838 nt
Organism: Gossypium arboreum
Lineage: Eukaryota; Viridiplantae; Streptophyta; Magnoliopsida; Malvales; Malvaceae
Exons: 4
Coding region: 107-547 (146 amino acids)
Source: RefSeq, a predicted model, not a curated record
GGGUUCAACGUGGCAUAACAAAAACUAGUCGUUACGAUUCCUCCUCCUUUAUUAUUACCUCAUCAGCAAAAUUAAAUAAAUUAAUUAAAAUUUCAGUUACUCCGCCAUGGAAGUUUCUCCUUGUAUUUCUCCUUCACUUACACCACUUACACCACUUACACCCCCAGUCUCACUUCCCCAAUCAAAACCCACAUUCACAAGGUAUUCAAAUCCAACGGUGAAGGUCACUUCCAUCCAAAGAUGCAAAUCUUUGAUACGAAACAAUCAACGGCUUGCAACCAAGGUUGCUGCCAAUAUUCAUGAUGUUUCCGUCGUAGCUGAUCCUGCUCGAGUCGAUAUCACUUGGCAAAUUGUUGUUGGAGCUCUAGCUGGGGUUACCCCUUUUAUUGUUGCAGGGAUUGAAUUCAGCAAAAGAAUUAUUGCACAAAGAAGAUGUGGUGAAUGUAGGGGCUCAGGACUUGUUUUCAGAGGCAAUGAUUAUUUUAAAUGCCCUGAAUGUGGUGGAUUUCUUCCAUGGCAGUCAUGGAAAAGGUUCUUCACUGGUUAAAAACAAUUUACUACUUUUCAUGUUAUAAGAUUUCCCCAUAACACUCUACAUUGUAAAACAAGUUGAAACUUGGGAGCCAAGUAAUUGAACUGGUUCAAGGAGAAAAGCUGUAAAAGCUUUCCUGCAUACAUGAAUGAUUAACUCUGUAAAAUGUACACAUAUGAAUACAUAUACAGUAUUAGUAUGUGAUUUUCUGGACAAUGUGCUUCAUUUUGACAUUUGUUGUAUCUGAUGCUUGCUGAACAUUGCAAAGGGAAGUAUAAUAAAUCAGAUUCCCACAGUUUCAAAGAA